Molecule: messenger RNA, 6156 nt
Organism: Pestalotiopsis fici W106-1
Lineage: Eukaryota; Fungi; Ascomycota; Sordariomycetes; Amphisphaeriales; Sporocadaceae
Exons: 2
Coding region: 1-6156 (2051 amino acids)
Biological process (GO): small GTPase-mediated signal transduction
Cellular component (GO): plasma membrane; cytoplasm
Molecular function (GO): small GTPase binding; guanyl-nucleotide exchange factor activity
Source: RefSeq, a predicted model, not a curated record
AUGCCGUGGCAGCCGUUGCCGCGCAUUGCUUUCGCCGUCGCGACCUAUCCCUUCAGCACCCAGGCCGACAAUGAACUCCCCCUCGAAAUCGGCGAUGACCUAUACAUCAUUGAAGAAACCCCCGACGGCCAAUGGCUGCGCGGGUACCUGUUAGCCCCACCUUCGCUAUUGGCUGGCUUGACUUCCUCCAAAGGCCAGACGCUGGAAGCACGCGUCUUCUCUGGUAUUUUCCCGCGGAGCUGUGUAGAAAUCCGCGAGGUCCUGGGGGAGAGCGACGAAGCUUCAACCGACGACAAUGCUAGCUACGCAGGCGAGGAGGAAGCCGCGCGCUUUGGCAGCGAUUCUGGCAAGAGUGGGGUUGCCAGCAUCGAGAAGAAACGCACAAGGUCGAGCCCCGGCAAGUCUAAGAACAAUACCGGCUCCUCUUCUUCGCCUGCGAGUCCCAUCUCUCACCGCGGCGGCACCCCAGUCGGACUCUCGGUACCAGCGACUCGGGAACCUGGCGCCCCCAAGCCGCCUGCUCCCGUGCCGAUGCUCAAGAUUGGCGACGAGACGCCCACAUCUAUAUCAGAGCCGUUGAUCGACGAGAUAGCCUCGUGCCUGCGCGAAUGGCACUCGACCAACCUGCAUGAGCUUCUCCUAACCCGCCAGUAUGCCAAAUUAGAAAAAGUCUCACAGCUAAUUAAUACUCUCGAUUUAUCGCGGCGACAGUUUUUACACAAUGUGCUGACAGCCACCGAGUACGACGCUUUACGCGAAAAGACCGUUUGGGAUCUGGUUAAGGGCAACAAGCUGUGUGGUGGAGAGGUGAUAGUACGUGACCCGAGCCAACGCGGACGGGUUUUGACUGGCGACGACUCGGUUGUCGAAAUCACCAAAUUACAGUCGGUCAUGAGUCUACUGGACGAACCGCCCCAGCCCAAUGUGGAACUUACGGCUUUGCACCAUCUUCUCGUCGACGUCAAGAGUUUUGCUGGCUCUUCUAAUGAAGCUACGACUUUGGUGGUUUACCUCGUGAGCAAACCCAUCGGAGGUUUCCCCGUCGCUCUCUCGGAAAGCUACGUGAUCGAGGUGCCAGCUGGUGGUACAAUGGGCCACAUGGCGCGAAACACUCAGAUGCGCACGCUUUUCGCGGAUUUGGCAUCCAGCGAGAUUGGCGACCUGCCGUCCGCGGAUUCAGAACUUUACUUGGUUGUCAAGGUUCGUGCGCCCCAGCAGGUAGUUGUUGGAAAGCCACCAUCGCGAUCCGGAACAGUAGCUCAGGCAAUGUCGGGAUUCUCCAAGGAAAAGACACCAGUCUCGUCUGGCGGGAGUAAGUCUUCUCGAAGGAGCAUGGUAUGGGGAUCGACAAGGUCAGCAUUCUCUAGGGGAGGAAUGAAACUUGAUGCGCUAUCCGAGCAAGAGGAACGACCGAAUACCGACACCCAAGAGAGCAGAGACGGCAGUUUACCCCCUGGUACGGCAAACUCUAGGACCGCUUCCGUGUCAGCAGAAGGCUCCCAGUCAGUCAAUAUGGUGGCAGAGCGCAUGGUGGGCAUGGGGGUCUUGAAAUUGAACCAAAUCAUGAAGCAGCCCGACGAGAGUGAACACGUCAUGACGAUAUGGUCGCCAUCCACAAGAUUCACAGCAGAGCAGCCGGAGCAUGGCGACGAUUGGGACGACUUGAUCAACCACCUACUGGACAGUAAGUCUGGGCAGUACGAAAAGUCGCGGAGAGCAGAUCGAUUACAGGUGCAGCUCAAGGCAUUUGACAGCGCCGAUGCCGAUGCUCUUAUCAAGUCAACCCCAACUUUAUUGUCAGGUAUCACAAAAACGAACAAAAUGGGCUUCUCUGGUGCACCCACGAAACCCAGAUCUGAUAUUUAUAUCACCCUGGAUCAGGCCCUGCUCUCCCGCCAGAAUUUAAUAUCACGAUUCGGUGGUAGUGCAACAUCCAUUUCGGGUAAUGUCCAUGGUGGAAACUUGGUCCUGAGUCUAGAGGUCCGGCGGCCAUCGGGCGAAAAGAUUGAGAACUGCAUCUUCCCCUCAUCAAAUGGCGAGGUCCUUACAACCUGGAGGUCCUUUGCAGUUGAACGAGGCGAGCCUUGGAGGCAGACGCUACGGCUUUCGCUUGAGCCGUCCGAUGUGAUGUCGUGUCAUGUGUUGAUGACUCUAUCGGAUCUGCCCAAUGCGCCAUUUGCUGUAAGCUACAUUCCACUGUGGGAUCAACAGGCAUUUGUGAAAGACGGCCCUCAUACACUGCUGCUCUAUAAGCUAGACGAGUUUACGCAGACGCCGCACGCUGGGCCCAGCGGUAGAGGAGGCUACCUCACUCUACCAUGGGGCACUAGGAACGAACCAAGCGAUGUGACCGGACCGCUUGCCGCCUUGAGGGUACAAACAUACUUGUGCAGCACCCGAUUUUCGCAAGACCGAACAGUUCUUGGCUUGCUGAGGUGGAAAGAGCAACCCAAAGAAGAUAUCCCCCAUCUGUUGAAGCAGUUGAUCUUUGUGCCAGAAAUCGAGGUGGUCAAGCUGCUGAGCGAUGUGCUCGACGCCCUCUUUGGCAUUCUGGUGGAGUAUCAGAACAACGAUGAGUACGAAGACUUGGUAUUCAUGGCUCUUGUUCGUGUUCUUGGAAUUGUCCACGACCGAAGAUUCAACCUUAUUCCACUUGUGGACCAGUACGCCGAGAAGAAGUUUAAUUACCCGUUCGCCACGCCGUGUCUUGUCCGAUCUUUUACCCGGCUACUAUCGAAACCGACUGAGCCUGAGUCUGCAAGAAAGCUGAGAGCAACGCUCAAAGUUGUCAGGCACAUACUUAAGUUCAUCACACAUGCCCGCGGUCAACAGAAAGUCAAGGAAGCCGACAUCGGUAUUACUAGCACCAAUCCCGGCUUCACUCGCCAUCUACAGUCUAUUUUUAAGGCAUUGGACGCGAUGAUGCGAAGCAACAAAGCAGUACUUGUAGGCAGUCAGACACUCGCGGUCCAACAUUUCCAUACGUGGUUGCCAGAACUUACGGGGUUGUUGACGACUGAGGAGAUCCUUCACAUCGCCAUUGACUUCAUGGACUCCUGUACUUCAGUCAAAGGCAAAUUGGUUCUCUAUAAGUUGGUUCUCAUCAUCAACUAUUCCAAACUUGAUUUGUUUUCGAACCCAGAGCAGCGUCAAGCCCUAUGUGCCAACACUGUCCGCUGGAUCGCCCCUCACUGGGGCACUCCAGAUGUCGUCUCUGACCAGUGGAAGGAACAAGUGCGCCUGUGUUGCUCUGUGCUCGCAAGCCAGGUAUAUCACCUUGGACCCGAGAUCCCCGACUACAUCCCAAAGAUUCUCGAGUCGUACCUAGCCAUCCAGCAAACGGAGCUCAAGCCAAAGGCGCGGCUAUCUCUUCUCUUCCCUUCCUCCUACCCAUUUCCAACCAAGGCAAUCAAUGGAACCGCCCAGUUUGACGAAGCUCUCAUUGAGCUUUCAGCUGUCUUAUCGGCCCUUUCCAACUCGCCGAGCGGUAUGCAGCUAGAGCUGGCGGAUGGCGACGUUGCCACACAUGUACACAACGCUUUACAAGUACACAUGAGCAUCCUACAGGGCGAGGCCUUCCCCUCAACGUGGCUGAGCGUCCACAUUUUCCACCACAAAUCCGUGAUGAAGUCAUUGCAAUAUCUUGCCAGUAUCCUUUUGGACAGCUGCCUGCCCGAUCCCGACGAGGCCGAGGGUUUCAACACCGAACUGUGGAAAAUGUUCUUCACUACUCUCCUUAAACUGGUUAGUAACGGCUGCUUGGCUCUUGAGACCUUCCCAGAACAAAAACGUCGCGCGGUUUGGAAGAUUGCUGGCGAUGUCAGAGAGCAUGGUGCCGAGCUCCUUCGACGGACUUGGGAGGCAAUUGGUUGGGACGCAACGCCCGACGAACGUACGCGUUAUGGACUCGACAAAAUGGGCGGCUACCAGGUUCAAUAUGUGCCCACGCUUGUGGGGCCUAUUGUUGAGCUUUGUCUCAGCGUGCAUGAAGGCCUCAGAAAGAUGGCCGUUGAAGUUUUGCAAACCAUGAUUGUCAGCGAGUGGACAUUGAGCGAGGAUCUGUCAGCAAUCCAAAUGGAGAUGAUCGACUACCUGGAUUUCUACUUCAAGGACAAGCAAAUCACCGAGAGCGUUCUCCAAAAGUUGUUCAUCACGGAACUUCUUGAUCGCUUUGCGCCCUUGUCUCAGGUUGAGGGCGAGCCGCUGUACACUGCGCUCCAAGAUCUGAUUGGCACAGUUGACGAGUUCCUGGACCUGCUGGUUGCUGUUCACAGCGGAGAGGGCGGUAGUGCUGCUUCACAACUCAUCAGUCGCCUCAGACUAAUGGAGUUCUUGCGUGACAUGCAAAAAGAGGAGAUCUUUAUACGAUACGUACAUCAGCUUGCCAGGCUCCAAGCAGGUGCUAGAAAUCAUGCGGAAGCUGGCUUGGCAUUGCGUCUGCACGCGGAACUCUACGACUGGAACCCGGUUAAGAUUACGAGUGCCUUGUCGGAUCCCGCAUUCCCGGCGCAAACUCACUUUGAGCGCAAAGAACGCAUCUACUUCGACAUGAUUAAGCACUUUGAAGAAGGUGAGGCUUGGAGUAGUGCACUUGCCGCCUACAAGGAACUCCAGUAUCAAUACGAAAACAAUGUCUUUGAAUUUGCAAAGCUUGCAAGGACGGAGCGCGCCAUUGCCAACAUUUACGAGACGCUCACCAAGAGCGACAAGCUGGUGCCCAAAUACUUCAAGGUUGUCUUCAAGGGUUUGGGCUUCCCACCAAGUCUGCGCGACAAGGAAUUCGUUUAUGAAGGUUCCCCUACGGAGAGAACAUCUGCAUUCACGGAUCGUAUGCAGGAGCAGUACCCGGCUGCUCAAGUCUUGACCACUGGCGAUGUGGACAGCGAAGUUGAGGGACAAUUCUUGGUCAUCACCUCGCUGAGCCCGCACAGAGACCUGACGCAUCAUGUAUUCCAACGUGCCAAGGUUCCUCAAGCCAUCCGUGACUACCUCCUCUCAGCCCAUCCACAAUUGUUCUCCAUCACUUCCAAGCGCAAUACGUCUGGCCCUGUCCACGAGCACCAUGCCGAGAAGAUUCUGUACCACACAGCAGAGUCGUUCCCGACCAUCUUGCGCCGCAGCGAGAUUGUCCAGGUCGAGGAGCUUCAACUGGGCGCUAAGGAGACGGCCAUUGAGCGCAUCGUGCGCAAGACACAAGAGAUGACCACGGUGGAAAAGCGACUGUCCGAGGACGACAGCGUUGCACAGCUUCUUGUGGAUGCUAUUGGCGUUUCAAUCAACCCCGAGUCCGAGAACAGUGUGGUAUGCUAUCGACAACUUCUGCCCAGUCCAGACACGGAUGAUGAGGACGAUGAAAACGGCGAAGUUGAUGAGCCCGAGCUGAACGAACAAGAGACGGCUAUCAAGAUGGCGCUCGUCGACCAUGCCAUCAUGAUCAAGAGAUGUUUGACAAAUUUCUCACAGAGCAGAAAUACGAUCCUCACCAAUGGAUACAAGGAUCUGUAUCCACUGUUUGAGCAAACAUUUGCACCAGAGAUUGAAAUCUUCAGUCCGACUCAACCCGUGCGAGAUGUCAACUCAUCUGUGCCGUCUCCAACAUGGCGCAAGGCUUCUCCCGUCAAUGAGAGCUCCCCGAUUAAGCAGCAGGGCGACGGAAAUGCAUACGUCCUUGGCGGUGGCGUUGUAGAGGAAGCGGCAACCGUACAGCCCAUCUCUGUUAAGCAACGAGGUACUCGGCUCAGUUUCCUUGGUGGCCGACGCAAAGAAUCUCGAGAGUCGAAUGGUGAGGGCGUCAUCGGAUUGCAUGAGAACGACUCCAACACGACGCCAAGUAGCCACCCGGGAAGUCAGCGCAGCAUGGGCAAGGAGAAUAGGAGGAGCUUCUUCCGCGGCCCUUCAUCGCAUGAGACCAUCAUCAGCGCCAAACCUUUUGGCCACCCUCAUGACAGCCCAGAACACGGCACACCUGAUUGGGCGCACGACAUACCGCCCAAGAGCAGUGAAAGGGUUGGCGUUGCGGAGAAGGGCUCCGAGAAAGCGUUUGACAGCGGCACGCCGAGACUUGGAAGCGUUAGAAAACGGCUGAGCUUGUUGAAGCUCGGCGGAAGCAAACGAGGAAAGCCCAACGGCUUCAUAGGCGGGGUCGAGGAGGAGUAA